Messenger RNA from Haliotis rufescens (red abalone), 3987 nucleotides. RefSeq lists its product as uncharacterized. Bases 1290 to 3380 code for a protein of 696 amino acids. NCBI's taxonomy places the organism in Eukaryota, Metazoa, Mollusca, Gastropoda, Lepetellida, Haliotidae. The transcript has a single exon. The record is from RefSeq and is a predicted model, not a curated record.
UUACUAAUGUAAUGAUUAUAAAUAAGAUAAGAGAUAUAUUGUGUUGCUCAAUGUGAUAUAUUACGUGUGUAUCCUUGUGACAGUAUUUGUGUUACAGGUAUCUGUAAUGUUGUGUCACCAUCAGUGCCAAGUCUGUUUCUGCAUAGCUGGUGAAUCUCAAUAUAUAUAUAUACAUACGUUCUCCUUUGCAAUGUAAGUCAGGUUAUUGUAGUAUCAAUUCGUUGUUGUCACUGACACUGCUUGUUACCUGUAUGGCAUACUUGAAGUGCACUACACCCAGUUUCUGUCUUCCCUGCGGCAGCACGUAGUUGUGGACACUCUUAGUGUACUGUUACAGUUUCUGGUAACAGGAAAGAUGCCAAGAAGAUUUGACAGUGCUGAUAUGACUAAUACCCUCAAGGAGAGUUGAAUAGUUAACAUUGUUAAUACCACUGUAUGAAACACAAUGUGUCACAAUGUAUAGAUAUAUUUACUUGGUUUAUAUACCUUCUGGUGCAGGUCGCAGGACAUCAUCACUCAAAACUACAAUAUUUUGUUGUCUCUCUCUAUGUUCCUCUGCUCAUUUCAGUGUGGUUGAGUAGACAUCUUCCAGAAUAAGGGUCUAGUGAUAUAACAACUGCCUUUUUGUACUCUGAAGAAUGUACCGGUAGUUACCUUCUCACUUCUAGUUCUACCCAAAUAACAUCUGUAAGUAGUUAUCUCAUGUCUUGCUCAUUUUUCUUUAGAAUACUCCUUACAGUUGGUUCAGAAGCAUCUGCAUGUGUCUCUUGUGGAGACUGUAUGGCCUCAAGAUUAACUUUACUAAUAUGAAGAAUCGUGUUGUCCUUAACUUUGUUUGAGUAGUGUACUUAGACUAAUACUGACACUCUGGGACACUGCAACACAUCAAUGGAACCAAAUGAAUUGCUGAUGCUGCAUAUGUUUAACAUACAAAACUUGGUAUUUCUAAACUUUUUGUGUACCAGAAAUUGUGUUUUCUGGUGAAAGAUUUUUUUUUAAGGAAGCAUAAUGUUUUAUUGUCCUCCAUUAAUGUGGCAAUGUCAGUGAUAUUAAGUUCAGAUUGUAGCAGGUUCACCAAAUUGAUUUUCAUAUGGAUUAGCAUUUACCCGAUUUGGUGCAAUAUCUUUGUUUGUUUGACCAGGUUUUUCUCAGAACAAAACUACUGGUAGUUGCUUUAUCUAAUGAAACACUAUUGAAAUGAUGUGGUUAAACGUGAACAAAGUCUCCAACAUGUGCUCCACUUUGCACUGUUGUCUUCACUGUCCUGAAAGUAAUCUGUUUGGCUGGAUAUGCUGUCACCGAACUUUGCCAGGGGAGACCUCAGUAGCAGGCUUCUCAUGAUACUGGUAAUCUCUCUAACAACUCUGGUAUCAUACAGGACUGGUGAUACCAGCAAAUCCUUCAACCGAUGUCACUUGCCUUGCUAUCUUCCUCCUUCACAUACAACUGUUACACGGCUGGUAUACAGCUUCAUAAUCUUGACUGUCUGCAACUGCCUUACUCAUGCUAUGUUUGCCAUCUUGACUGUCUGCAACUGCCUUACUCAUGGUAUGUUUGCCAUCGUGACUGUCUGCAACUGCCUUACUCAUGGUAUGUUUGCCAUCGUGACUGUCUGCAACUGCCUUACUCAUGCUAUGUUUGCCAUCUUGACUGUCUGCAACUGCCUUACUCAUGCUAUGUUUGCCAUCGUGACUGUCCGCAACUGCCUUACUCAUGCUAUGUUUGCCAUCUUGACUGUCUGCAACUGCCUUACUCAUGCUAUGUUUGCCAUCUUGACUGUCUGCAACUGUUUUACUCAUGGUAUGUUUGCCAUCUUGACUGUCUGCAACUGCUUUACUCAUGCUAUGUUUGCCAUCUUGACUGUCUGCAACUGCCUUACUCAUGCUAUGUUUGCCAUCUUGACUGUCUGCAACUGCCUUACUCAUGCUAUGUUUGCCAUCUUGACUGUCUGCAACUGCCUUACUCAUGGUAUGUUUGCCAUCUUGACUGUCUGCAACUGCCUUACUCAUGCUAUGUUUGCCAUCUUGACUGUCUGCAACUGCCUUACUCAUGCUAUGUUUGCCUUCGUGACUGUCUGCAACUGCCUUACUCAUGCUAUGUUUGCCAUCUUGACUGUCUGCAACUGCCUUACUCAUGCUAUGUUUGCCAUCUUGACUGUCUGCAACUGCCUUACUCAUGCUAUGUUUGCCAUCUUGACUGUCUGCAACUGCUUUACUCAUGCUAUGUUUGCCAUCUUGACUGUCUGCAACUGCUUUACUCAUGCUAUGUUUGCCAUCUUGACUGUCUGCAACUGCCUUACUCGUGGUAUGUUUGCCAACUUGACUGUCUGCAACUGCCUUACUCAUGCUAUGUUUGCCAACUUGACUGUCUGCAACUGCCUUACUCAUGGUAUGUUUGCCAUCUUGACUGUCUGCAACUGCCUUACUCAUGCUAUGUUUGCCAACUUGACUGUCUGCAACUGCCUUACUCAUGCUAUGUUUGCCAACUUGACUGUCUGCAACUGCCUUACUCAUGCUAUGUUUGCCAUCUUGACUGUCUGCAACUGCCUUACUGAGGGUCUGUUUGCCAUCUUGACUGUCUGCAACUGCCUUACUGAAGGUCUGUUUGCCAUCUUGACUGUCUGCAACUGUCUUACUGAGGGUCUGUUUGCCAUCUUGACUGUCUGCAACUGCCUUACUGAGGGUAUGUUUGCCAUCUCGACUGUCUGCAACUGCCUUACUGAGUGUCUGUUUGCCAUCUUGACUGUCUGCAACUGCCUUACUGAAGGUCUGUUUGCCAUCUUGACUGUCUGCAACUGUCUUACUGAGGGUCUGUUUGCCAUCUUGACUGUCUGCAACUGCCUUACUGAGUGUCUGUUUGCCAUCUUGACUGUCUGCAACUGUCUUACUGAGGGUCUGUUUGCCAUCUUGACUGUCUGCAACUGCCUUACUCGUGGUAUGUUUGCCAUCUUGACUGUCUGCAACUGUCUUACUGAGGGUCUGUUUGCCAUCUUGACUGUCUGCAAGUGCCUUACUCAUGCUAUGUUUGCCAUCUUGACUGUCUGCAAGUGCCUUACUCAUGAUAUGUUUGCCAUCUUGACUGUCUGCAACUGCCUUACUCGUGGUAUGUUUGCCAUCUUGACUGUCUGCAAGUGCCUUACUCAUGCUAUGUUUGCCAUCUUGACUGUCUGCAAGUGCCUUACUCAUGCUAUGUUUGCCAUCUUGACUGUCUGCAACUGCCUUACUCGUGGUAUGUUUGCCAUCUUGACUGUCUGCAACUGCCUUACUCAUGGUAUGUUUGCUAUUGUCACUUUUGACAACUGUGCCACGCAUGGUAGGUCAUUAUUCUUUCACCGUCCUCAACUGCCUAACAUGUUUAAUGGAUGCUUUGAGGACAGUUAAUCUUGAUUAAAGUGGCAAGCACAAAAGAUAAUCACACAUAAGAACUACUAGAUGUUUAUUUUUGCAGCAUUCAUAUCAUAUGUUGGGGCUGGGUUUUAUUUUUUCUAUCAUUUUGUACUGAAUAUUUAGCUGAAUCAUAUGAACAAUAAUACCUUUACCAUCUAAUGUUUUAUCAAUAUACCUACCAUGUGUUUGUUACUCACAACAAAAUGAUGUCUGUAUGCUACAGACUGACCAUUUAUUCCUUUCCUGACUUGAUAAUAAUGAAACUUUAGUUUGUUGAGUGACGAAUAGACAGGUCAGUCCCUAGCAAUCAGGUCAUGGCCGAUUUACAUCUUGCUACUCUGGCAAGCAACAUCAUUUAUACCUAAAGACCUUGCUCUUAUGACAACCAAUACCGACCUGGUCAUAAUGAGGUAUUACUGAAUGCCACAGCCUACCAGAUGUAGCAGAGGGCAAUGGUUGUUUCAUCCACCUUGGAUGGUAUUUAUACUUGGCUCUAACUUUGUCAUCUUUUUUUGUGUUUCCUGUCAACAUAUUUAUCUACUAUGUUAUGUAUACAUCUUGCUCUUUAUAAUAUCUACUCAUUAAAGAAUUGUAAAAACAA